UUUGCCACGCGAUAUGACACGUGGCCACUUCCUGUUAAAGCAGAAGGGUGGGACAUCGCGGAAGCAGCAUCUCGCAGUGUCGGUAUAUUUCUGUCGCUGAGCAGUUGGACUGAUAAUUAUCAUUCAACAUGCCGGCGUAUCACUCAAACCUGAUGAUCCCUGAAACGAGGCUGGUGGGGAAUAUGGCUUUGCUCCCCGUCAAAACUCAGUUUAAAGGACCAGCCAGAGGGGACGGUGUAGAUUCUGAUAUUAUUGAUGAGGCCAUCUACUACUUCAAGGCCAAUGUUUUCUUUAAGAACUAUGAAAUCAAGAAUGAGGCAGACAGGACACUGAUCUAUGUCACACUCUAUAUUUCUGAAUGCCUGAAGAGACUACAGAAGUGUAGCUCCAGGAGCCAGGGAGAAAAGGAAAUGUACACUCUUGGCAUCACAAACUUUCCCAUUCCUGGAGAACCUGGCUUCCCUCUUAAUGCUAUGUAUGCCAAACCUGCAAACAAGCAAGAGGAAGAGACUAUGAGGGCUUACCUCCAGCAGCUCCGUCAGGAGACUGGCUUGAGGCUAUGUGAUCGUGUGUUUGACCCCCAGACAGAUAAACCCAGCAAGUGGUGGGUUUGCUUCGUCAAGAAGCAGUUCAUGAACAAAAGUCUGUCAGCUCCUGGACAGUGAACGACUGAAGACUGCAUUUUGUUCUACAUUUGCAAGAUGGAUCAAAAGAUUUUUGGGUGGGGUGGGAAAGGAUGGUUUGCUUUUGUGUUAAGAUUUUAUACUGUUUAUGUUCAAAGACACCUUCACUUGUCUGGAUGCUGAUUAUAUUGAGCUGGUGCUUAAUUCAAUAAAGCGAUUAUGGAGAUGCUAA
Messenger RNA from Archocentrus centrarchus (flier cichlid), 855 nucleotides. It is a transcript of the gene arpc3, whose product is annotated as actin related protein 2/3 complex, subunit 3. The record is from RefSeq and is a predicted model, not a curated record. Gene Ontology annotation, biological process: regulation of actin filament polymerization; Arp2/3 complex-mediated actin nucleation. The coding region runs from base 129 to 665 and encodes 178 amino acids. The transcript has 7 exons. Gene Ontology annotation, cellular component: Arp2/3 protein complex; cytoskeleton. Lineage: Eukaryota; Metazoa; Chordata; Actinopteri; Cichliformes; Cichlidae.